Molecule: messenger RNA, 3009 nt
Organism: Saccharomycopsis crataegensis
Lineage: Eukaryota; Fungi; Ascomycota; Saccharomycetes; Ascoideales; Saccharomycopsidaceae
Exons: 1
Coding region: 1-3009 (1002 amino acids)
Molecular function (GO): protein binding
Source: RefSeq, a predicted model, not a curated record
AUGUCUGACCCAUUCCAAAGUGCCCGCAAUCUAGACCACUCUAACAGAAUGAGUAGCAACUACCACCCUCGUGGCCUACCCAAUAAUACCUCUCAGAACAGUAAUAAUAAUAAUAAUAAUAAUAAUAAUAAUAGUAAUAAUAAUAAUAAUACUAAUAAUAAUGCAAAUCCUACAAAACAUGUCUCGUCGCUGAAAAAGCAGUUCUUAGAGAAUAUCGAAGUUUACGAGAUCUCUGGAACCCAACCACCAUUCUUUAGAGUGAAAUCCUCGAUCGAGGUCAUCGAUAAUAACCGCUUGUUCUUAUACGGUGGUUUUGACGAGGAUGAUAAUUUAGAUACCAGCAUCUACCUCCUUGACUUGACCACCAACAAAUGGCACACCAUCAACACCAUCAACACCCCCCAGAACCAUCAGAACCACCAGAACCACCAGCAUCAGCACCAGCAUCAGCACCAGCAUCAGCACCACGAAAUAUCUAGAGAAGGCCAUACCACAAACUAUAUCGGCAACAAUAAAGUGUUGGUGUUUGGAGGAGUCCCGUAUGACGACGCCAACCACCAUCAUGCCAAUCAAUUACAAGCAUCCCAAAUAUUGAUCUAUGACAUUAUGCAAAACCAAUGGAGUGUGCCUCAACAACAAUUAUCUGCUAGCCCCGUCCCGGCCCCUCGCUCUCGUCAUGCUACCUGCUUGUCUCCUGAUAACACCAAACUUUUCGUCAGUGGAGGGUUGAACUCCGUCACCAAUGAGUUAUACGACUCGUUAUAUUGUUACGACUUGAUCAAUCACAAAUGGGAUGGCCCCAGGAAAUUUAUCAAGCGCUUCGAUCAUCACAUCUCCUACUAUAACCAGAAAAUCUGGUCGUUUGGUGGGUUGGACCAAAAAAUGAAUAUCAUCAAUAGUAACGAGAUCCAUUACUUUGAUUUAUCCAAUAACGUGGUGGGGAAAAUCGAAAUCUACAAUUUGCCCAAACUUAUUGGUGAUCAUGUUUAUUUACCAAUUUCCGCGGGAGGAGGAGGGCAAUAUCAUAAUAAUAAUAAUAAUAAUAAUAUUUCUUCGACCACCAUCAGCACCGCCAAUCCCAUGAUGUUGGACAUUAUCAUCCCCCUUUGGAACUCAUAUAAUCAACAAACCAACAAUCCAGGGUACGAAAUCACCACCCCGUGUAUUUCAUUGCUCGAUUUGACCAACCUCAAGUGGAAAAAAAUCUUAUACGGCAACUUUGAACCGCUAAAUAAAUUUGUCUGGCGGCAUACAUUUAUUAAUAAUAAUGCGUUGUAUAUGUUGGGGUAUCCAUUGACUCAAGAUAUCAACUUGACAUCAUUCGAUUACAAAUUAACAAAUUUGGUGAAGAUCGAAUUGGAUCAAUUGGGAUUUUGUAACCAACACUAUGAACAACAAAAAUACUUGCAAAGUUUGAAUUAUGCGUUGUUCAAUGAUAAAUUGAAAGAUAUUGAUAAUAAUAAUAAUAAUAAUGGGAAACUUCUUGAUGGGUUGUUGGUGGUGAACAAUAAUAUUAAUAAAAAUGUCGACCAUCAAUUAAGUGUUGAUUUUGCGAAAUUCUUACAACAGAAAAAAUUCACGGAUUUCGAAAUCAUUGGCGUGGAAAGCUUGAAAAGACCUCCGAUUUCCAAUGCGACAAUUUUCUUUGAAAAUCAUCAAGCACAAGAAUUCCUAGCAGCAACGGGAACUAAUCGGAAACAUCUGGUAUAUUUGAAAUCUAAACCAAUCAAAGUUCAUAUGUCGAUGUUAUUGGCCCGCUGGCCAUAUUUCCGAAGAAUGAUGGAAUCAGGAAUGGAUGAAGUCAAUGCUCGUCUGAUGUUCAUCCAGGAACCGGUGUCAUGGAUCAGAUCAUUAAUUCAGUAUUUGUAUACUGGGUCAUUGAUUGCGGUUUCUGAUGGUGAUAUGUAUGGGUUAUUGAUCUUAGCCAAUUAUUACGAACUAGACGGGUUGUUUCGACAAAUUCUCAUGAUUUUGAACUCGCAAGUCACCAUGAAUGUUAAAAUUGCCAUUAAGUUGUACAUUUUGAGUACCGAGAUUGAACGCGGCACUUAUACCUUACGGAAACGAUCGUUGGAAUAUUUAUUUAACCAUUGGGGGAAAGUUGUCCGGUCAAAACAUUUUCAAAACUUGUCGAAAUCGCAAAUGGUGAUGUUGUGUCAAGAAAUCAAUGAGAAUACCAUGAUCGUGAACCAAGAUUACACCAAUAAGUUGGCGAUAAAUAAUGAUUUCAACGUUACCAACGUUGUCGAUGAUAACAAUGUGAUCAAUUACCAAUACGGGGCUAGCAGACGUUCGAAUAAUGUGUUGGUGAUGGAUAAUGUUGAAGGAAUGAUUCUGAGAGAUCCUGCAGGGUACGGAAUGAUAGGAGGGAUGAUAAAGAUGAAUAAUAAUGAUAAUGAUUAUGAUAAUAAUGAUAAUAAUAAUGAUAUUAAUGACAAUAAUAAUAAUAAUAAUAGUAAUAAUAAUACUAAUAAUAAUACUACUACUACUACUAAUAAUAAUAAUAAUAAUAAUAAUAAUAAUAAUAAUAAUAAUGGGUCUACGAGUAACAAUAACGGUGAGAAUGAAGAAGAAGAAGAAGAAGAAGAAGAAGAAGAAGAAGAGGAGGAGGAACCGGUGAUAACCCCUACAAGAAGAAGAUCACCACGAAUCAUUCGCAGAACAAGAAGUCGCACUCGGGCAAUGGUGAAUUACGGGAAUGAUUUUAGCGAUGGUGAGGAUUAUCACGGUAAUUUAGAUUCCAAUAAUGUGAACAACAGUGAUACUAGAGACGAAGAUCCCGACGAGGCUGCUACGAAUUUAAAUUCCGAUCAUAUUGGUAACGAUGAGUACUAUUUGUACCAGCAGCAACUACGACCUUUAGGAGUUGGGGAAGAAAGUGAUGAGCAAAGUGAUGCCAGUGAAGAAGACGAUGAGGAGGAAGAGUUUGAUGCUGAUGUGGGUGGAGGUGAUGAUGAUGAUGAUGAUGAUGAUGACGAAGGAAGUGAGGAUGAAUUGAUGAAUGAGUGA